Molecule: messenger RNA, 2374 nt
Organism: Pomacea canaliculata
Lineage: Eukaryota; Metazoa; Mollusca; Gastropoda; Architaenioglossa; Ampullariidae
Exons: 2
Coding region: 1-1566 (521 amino acids)
Source: RefSeq, a predicted model, not a curated record
AUGUUCUCACUGACAGCAGCACAACGUCACUGUUCUCAUGACAGCAGCACAACGUCACCUGUUCUCACUGACAGCAGCACAACGUCACUUGUUCUCACUGACAGCAGCACAACGUUGUCUCAUGACAGCAGCACAACGUCAGUUCUCACUGACAGCAGCACAACGUCACCUGUUCUCACUGACAGCAGCACAACGUCACCUGUUCUCACUGACAGCAGCACAGCGUCACCUACUGACAGCAGCACAACGUCACCUGUUCUCACUGACAUCAGCCAAACACAGCACAACGUCACCUGCUCAUUGACAGCAGCAACGUCACCUGUUCUCAUUGACAGCAGCACAACGUCACCUGUUCUCAUUGACAGCAGCACAACGUCACCUGCCUUGAUUGACAGCAGCACAACGUCAUCUGCCUUGAUUGACAGCAGCACAACGUCACCUGUUCUCAUUGACAGCAGCACAACGUCACCUGUUCUCAUUGACAGCAGCACAACGUCACCUGCCUUGAUUACUAACAGAACAAUGUCUCAUGCUUUGAAUAACAGCAUCAUGACGUCGACGUCCUCCUUGAUUAUCGCACAAACUUCGCCUACAUUAACUAACAGUAGCAAUACGUCCCUUGCGUUGGUUUACAGCAGCACAACGUUGCCAGCAUUAAUUAACAGCAGCACAUCAUCGACUAAAUUAAUUAACAGCAGCUUAAUGUCACCUUCCUUAAAUAAUAGCAGGACAUCGUCACCGUCCUUCAUCAUCAGCACAUCGUCGCCCGCAUUGAAUAACAGCAGCACAGCGUCGCCUGCCUUGAUUACCAACAGCACAACGUCUUCCACCUUAAUUAACAGCAGCAGAACGUUGCUUGUCUUAUUUAACAGCACCUUAACGUCACCUUCCUUAAUUAACAGCAGCACAAUGCCACCUGUUCUCAUUAACAAAAACACUACGUCGCCUUCUUUAAUUAACAGCAGUACAACGUCGCUAACGUUUAUUAACAGCAGCACAAUGUCAUAUGUUCUUAUCAACAGCAGCACAACAACGCCUGCCUUAAUUAACAGCAGUACAAAGUCGCAAACGUUUAUUAACAGCAGCUCACCGUCACCUGCCUUGAGUCACAACAGCUCAACGUCGCCAUUUUCGAUGACCAGCUCCACGACGUCCAUGUUGACUUCAAGCAGCAUGGCCAGUGAGAUCUCCAACUUAACGACGACCGAGAGGACAACUUCAACAUCCUCAGUCACGUUGAACAGCACGUCUGCACCUGAGUUGACUAGCGGGUCAAGGUCUGACAGCAGCAUGACGUCAACCACCUCAGUCACCAUUAGCAACACGACCUCGCCAGGCACUGCUCCCAGCACAACCGCUUUUCCGACUACAGCAUCGACCUUCACCACGGUAACAAGCAGCACCAGCCGCGAGCCUGCAACCUCCACCACCUCGAUGAGGAUGAGAAGAACGACGCACGCACUUAGAACAAAGACUACUACAUACAAAAGGGACGGGAAGAACAGGACAUCGCCAGUCCUUCGGACGAAGCCGACCCCCGCGACCGUCACCCUAGCGGGGCCGUAACCCUGAUGACAAGCAAUCCUCCGCCCUGACCCGGUGACCCCGGCGACAGCGGUCAUGUUGAUGAUGAGCACGAACUCGAUGACCUCCAGACGUAUACGGCGACGAUGUGCACGAGACUCAUGCGACUGGAGAAGGAGUGGACACAAGCAGUCUUGAUGACCCUCUGACCUCUGGUGUGUCAUUGUUCACGGCUCCUGCGUGUCAUUUACUUUAAAUAUAUUAUCGAUAAUAUUUAUUCAUAUUAGUCAUUAUAUCUGUCAAUCUUAUCCACAGUGUGACUAUCAAUAGUGUGAAUUCGCACCGCAACCGUGUAUAAGUCGUUAGGCAGUAAUGUGUCUACCGGAGGAAGUUCAUUACACCAUGUGGGUAUCGAACCCUGGCGCCCUCAGAUUUGGAAGCCAGUCCUCUUGUAUACGCUUUCACAGAUUCCCCAAUAAGAGAAAUAUUUGUGUGUAUGUCCAGGUGCAUGCAAGUGUAUGUGCGUGAAAAAAUGAUAAAAUAUAUAAAAAUGUAAAUAAUAUAGAAUCCCGGUGUUUGGAUUGGGCUGGAAUAUAUGCACGUUAUAACUAUACAUUUGAAAUACAAUUUUUUGUGUAUUUUUAAGCCUUAUACCAGUCGCUACAAUAACGCGCUUUUGUAUUAUAUGUCAAUGUUGUUUAUAUUUGAUAAUUUAAAAAACGUUUCGGUUGGACAGAGGUGUAUAUAGUGUUUGUAUGCAAUGAGUGUAAUGGUGUAAGUGUGCGCGUUUGUUCGCGAAGACAGACAUAUAAUAUUUUUGCAAACUCCUUGUAUAAAGUUUGUUGCAAUA